AUGUCUCGCCCCAAAAAGAAGAUGUCCAAAAAGGAGCGUGCCCGCCUGGAGGCCGAGCAGGCCGAGCACCAGCGGAUGGAACUCGAGCGGGAACGCCAGCGGAAGAUCGAAGAGGAAAAGAUGCGCAAGGUUCGCGAGAAGGAGGAAGCGGAACGGAAGCAGGUGCAGGAAAUAGUAGCGAACAAACUGCGAAAGGUUCAGCUGGAAGAAAGCUACAAAUAUUUUUCCUCGAUUAUCGAAGAGGUGAAGCACUUUCACGCACAGCUGAAAAAGGAUCGAGAGUGGCAGCAGUACAUGCGAUGCAACGGUCUACCGAACGCAUUCGAUCCGGCCGAUUUGCGGAAAUAUUUGCACAUCUGGUGCGAUAGCAUACGGCAGUAUAACGAGCGGGAGCAGAACUGGCUGCUGAGCGCCAACGAGCAGAGCAUAUUGACACAGGACGUCAACGUGGUCAACGUGUCCCGGGAGGCCCUCAAGCAGCAACAGCCCGAGAUCGGUAACGUUUACGCCGCCAAAACCAAGGAAGUGCUCGGCAUCCUGGAGGAGAUAGACGACGCCCUGCACGACACGGAGAUGACAGCGGCGAUGAUUGAUGACCUGAACGAGAUGAAAACCGAAUUCCGGCGGGUGCUGUUCCACUACAUCGACGAAUUCGCGUACAAAAUUCUGUGCAACAUCAACCGGGACAUGACACUGACCGGACUGCUGGAGGUGACGUACAAGUACGAAUCGGACAUUUUCAAGAUGCAACUUUACGGUCUCCGGGAUAUGCCCACACCUCAGCUCAAUCCGAAGGAAAAAGCCAAAGAGGAUAGCAAGCACACCGAUAUCGACUUUCCGCUGCUGGGAUUCCAUCUGGUGCUGCCGGCAGCCGUAAAGUGCCAUCACUCAGCAAUAAGGGGUUUAUGGUUAAGUUAUGACCAUUUCAGCGACUAUUGUCCGACUUAUGAUAUGCCGUACCGCCAGGAUCAUCGUGCCGAUUUGCGGAUUAUUAGCCGUAUUGAGUGGAAAAAGCGGAAGGAAAUACUGAAGGCCGUCUACGAAGAGCCCCGUGAGAAGCGCCCGGACGAUUCGGAGGAUGACGAACGUUCGCACCAGUUCAUCGAUAUCGAUAAAAUCUACACCGAGCACGCGGACGAACUGAUGAAGAAGGAACGGGCCAAAAAGGGCGCCAAGGCACUGAGCCUGUUCGAGCACGACGUCAACAUGCGCAGCCAUCGCAUAAUUGCCGGUGUCUAUUGCAUCGAUUAUCUGGAGCAGCCGAUGCAGGACGUGAAAAUCGGAAAGAAAUCGCUGCUGCGAACCGUGCCCCAGCCGGGACAACUGACGAGAAGGAAAUUCUAUCAACCCUAUCGGCCUCCGCCGACACCCCAGCCCGGGGUGCGCCGCCUGCCGGAGGAAAUCGAAGCCGAGAUCAAACAGAUGGAGGAGAACCUCGACAAGCUGGCUCUGAUUACGCUGGAACUGCCGGAGAAUGUGUUCUGGUUCGAGCCACCGAUUGUGUGCCGCUGGGAACUGCGCGAGGAAACACUCGAGUCGGAACCGGGCUUCGCGCGCUACCUGGAGAGGCACAAACAGAUGGUACUGGCGGCCCGGGAGCGCAAAGCGAAGGCCUCCCGAGACCGGCGGACCAAGUACAUCGAGGAUUUCAACAUUCUCGACAUUCCGUCGCACGUGGCCCUCAGUGCGAUUGUUGCCGAUUUUGUUGUUCCGAAACUGCCGGAUAACUAUACGGUGAAAAUUGUCCCCCAGGACGACAGCAAACGGAGCCAGCGGAUGCUGAGCGGUAGCAGCAGCGGCAAGCGGUCACGUGAGAAAAAGAAAAAAGUCUCCAAAGUGCCAUCUGGCAUGGCUAUCACGAACAUAAUUUACGAGACAAAGAUUCCUUCCUAUCUGUUUCCGCCGGGGUGCGGAAACAAGAUAUUGAAAAUUUUCAACCGUAAGAAUAAACAAUGCUACCCGUCAGUGCCGGAGGAGGACAGCGACGAUCAGGGCGAUUACGAGGAGUCGGACAACGAGGGUGUCGGCAGCGGGGUGGCCAACGCCAAGAAUAUCUUUCUCGGAAGCAGCCGAAAGAAGCAGUACCUGUUUUCGAAAUUCAUGAAAGAUUUGGACGAUUUGAUUGACAUGAAAACGCCCAAAUUUGAUUACAAACUGGAGGAGAUUGUGGCAACGGUCGGCAAAGCCGAUCACGGCAGAACGAGCAUGCAGAUACUGCGCUCGGAGGAGCGGGCCGCCCGGGAGCGGGAACGCAAUCGGAAGGCACAGAAGAGCAAAUUCGAUUCGGAUGACGAACAGGUAGACUACGGCGAUAUCCUGGAGGUGGGCAACUACGUCAUGGUGGACCGGGAAAAGGAGUACAUGGGCAAGUGGACAACGCGGGACAUCCAUGAUGUGAAAUUCAAUGAGGACAAACUCACCAUCCAGUUCCGGAUCGGGCGGCUCGGUGCGUUCGGCUUCGCAGCCAAUCGGUACAGCAAUUUGCCCUACCAGACGUGGGAAAUGAAACCGGACAUUAAGAACCCGGGCAGUGUAACAUUCAGCCUAACCGCAGCGGUCGUCAGCACAGAAAUCACCAUCAGCGAGGCCGGCUUCCGGGUCAAUUCACUGCAGGGCGGCCCGACCCAGGCGCUGCAGGACUUCAUCGGCCAGGUACUGCCGCUGCGGAAAAUGGUUACCGCCCUGCGCCUGGCAGCGGUCGAUCUGUUCCCGGAGGAUGACGCCUUCAACUACUCGGAAGGUUCGUGCGAAAAGAAUCCCAUCAUGGAGUCGCACCUGUACGACUGCAUGGGACUGCUCGCGCUGACCCACAACUUCGGCUCGUCCCGGUGGAAUCUGCUGUCCGGCUGCCGGAUGUGCGUGCUGCUGAUGCGUGAAAUCAUCGAACAUCGUCGCGUGCCGAACCACUCGACGCUGCUGGUGACGCCGCUCAAAGCCACCAUUGUGGACUCGCUGGAUGUUUCGCCCGUUUUCAACACCACCCCGGUCGAGGGCAUGGGGCAUUACGCCGAUCUGUACCAUCUGGCAAGGGAGCACUCGCAGCCGUCAUCCAAAGUGAAACAGGAAGGGAUGAGCCCCAUCCUGCGAGACAAUGUCGUACAGCUGCUGAAGUCGGUUCGGCCUCUAAGUUUUUCGUAA
Molecule: messenger RNA, 3138 nt
Organism: Sabethes cyaneus
Lineage: Eukaryota; Metazoa; Arthropoda; Insecta; Diptera; Culicidae
Product: dynein axonemal intermediate chain 7
Exons: 10
Coding region: 1-3138 (1045 amino acids)
Molecular function (GO): microtubule binding; beta-tubulin binding
Source: RefSeq, a predicted model, not a curated record